This is a messenger RNA of Anopheles coustani, 2851 nucleotides long. Its product is annotated as transcription factor kayak-like. The record is from RefSeq and is a predicted model, not a curated record. Bases 689 to 1246 code for a protein of 185 amino acids. The transcript is spliced from 4 exons. Lineage: Eukaryota; Metazoa; Arthropoda; Insecta; Diptera; Culicidae.
AAGAAACAUAGCGCAGCAUAGAAGCCUGUAUCGGAACAACCUGUUGGUGAAACCGGAGCGGCUCGGGAAGGUAGGAAAGGUGCGCAGUUUAGAACGAGUGGCCAGCCAGGGACAGUGGCGACAGUACGAGGAGGACAAAAGAAAGGGCGGCGAGAAGAAAAAAAAAAGGAGAGAGAGAAAGCCCUUCCCCGUCCCCUCCUCGCGGUCUGCCCACGGACCACGUUUGGUCCGAAACGUAAACAAAAUCUACUCUGGCCUCAAAAAGCGAAGUGUCAUGAGGAGCCUUUGGUGGAGGCGCGGCGGAGGAGGAAGGGCGCCGCGAAGGGAAGGAAUCAGUGCGCGUUUGAUCGUGGCAAAUAUUGAGCCCAGGGUCAGCGAAAGUAUCGAAGGCGAGGAGAGCAGAUCCUUUUCUCGGUCGAUGGCGAAAGCGGAAGUUUACCUGCGAGCAAGCAAGUGAGUUGCACGAAUCGAAACGUACGCACACGCACCAAAGACCGAAACCAAACAACCGAACAAGGGGGAAAAACCCAUCCCAAAAAAAAAAAAACGCGAGAACGUUGUAAGAAAGACAAAGCAGUCGACAAAAGUUGUGGUGGCGUUUGGCUUUCGUUUGCCGCAGCCAACAAGUUGUUUCGCAACAAACAAAAAAAAACAAACAAGUGGUGGAAGAAAACGAAAGUGCGCAAAUAUGGCGAUCGCAUUUUACAUUCCCGUGCUGGACGAUGAGGCGGAAAACCAGCGCCUCCUGCAGCAGCAACAGAUGGUGCUGCAGCAGCAGAUCCUGCUCCAGCAGCAGUACCAUCUUCAGGCUCAGCUGCUCCAGCUCCAGCAGAGCCUUGGCCAGCAGCAGCAGCAGCCGCAACAAUCAGCAGAAGUGUCAUCAGCGGCAUCGUCGUCGUCGUCCUCGUCAGUGGCCGCUCCGUCGCCGGCUGCCCCCGAAGUGACUUUGCCAGCGGAAGCGGUUCCGUCACCAUCCACACCGACCAACGUCGCCGCUGCCGGCAGCUCGACCCCAUCAACCUCCGCACCAUCAGCAGCAGCCACGGCCAGCCCGCAACCACCAACAACAACCAACAACAACACCGCCGCCGCACCCCCCAGCACCCUGCACAGCAACCAUCGUUCGCAGCUGUUGCGGCUGGCACUCUACGAGAUCCUGUUCCGUCACGUCAUGGACACGACUCCUGGCCGCAGCCGUUGUAAGCUCUGCAGCAAGCUGUGCUACCUGCUGCGUAAGGUGUGCUAAGCUCCCCAUCCGCCAUCAUCACCAACGCAUUUUACCACAACAACUACUACUACUGGAAAACGGACCCGCACGCUGUCCCGCCGGAAAACCCAACCACAGGAAAAAAAAAAAACCAUCUCGCACACCCAGGAAGGAAGGAAGAAAUUAGCGAAUAGGGAAACAUACAAGUGCUGGUACCUAUCGUUUGCCACCGUCUCUUGCCCGAUAAGCAGAUUCCGAGACAUCUGGCUAUCCGGCCCGGAAAAAAACAAGUAAAACACACAUCGCUGCCACGGGGAACAUCACCGAAAAACAUUCGUCGUGGGAAAGUGUGGACGGCGACGGCACCCGGAGAAGCGAGAGAACGGCGCGCUGCGUUAAGAACCCUGGAACCCAAACGAAACGAAACGGAAACGGAAUGCAUGGGCAGGAAGCGAAUUUCCCAGCGCCGGGAAAUUCUUUUUUUUGUUUUUCUUUUUUUGGUUUUGAAACAAAAACAACACCUACGCCAAACUGCCGGCGGCGUGGCGUGUAGCGGCUGUGAUCCACUCUUCAACGCCAGUGGCGCUCUUCUCAAGCGUGUGUGUGUGUGUGUGCGUGCGGAAUGUUCAUGUCCCAAGGACAACACCCCGCACAACUAUUCGCAAUCGAACAACAAUUAGAACGGAUUUCCUACGAUACAACUUCAACAACAAAACACAAAAAAAAACAAAACGACGACCAGCGAGAUUUGGACGACGGAGGAAACACGGCGGGACAGGAGGACGGGAGACACACGCCAUAGUCUUAAGGAGCCAUUCGUGUGCAGGGAACUCGACUUCGAUAUAGGUAUCUCGAUAUAUAUUUUUUUUUGCAAGCUAAAAAAUCGAUGCAAUCUCGUGUGUGCGGUUUUUUUUUUAAAUUCUUUAUCAUAAUGCUUUAUUUUUUCUACUUUCUACCAUUAUAUAAUCUCCAUUUCAUAGUAAGCUAAAAGGAAUUCGAUUUUUUGCUAUAAGAAAUUUUCAUUUUUUCGCGACGCGAAACCCGCUAAAACAACGUACACUUCCCUUUUUGCAGGAAGAAAGGAAAAAAAAACAAAUGGAUGCGUGCGAGCGCAAAACCGUCAAAGAUUUACUUUUUAGUUUGUUUUUUUUCUUAUUUUGAUUUGUUCGUGCAUUUGUUUCCAGCACAGGUGGAAAGAUAGAUAAAGAGAGAAGGGAAAGAGUGCGAGUUCGAAAGCGUUAGGCUAAUGUAAAAGGAAUAAGGAUUUGAGCGAACAACCCCCUGGCUGCGACGAAUGAUUAGCAGUUAUUGCACGUAGAGCGUCGUAGGAAACCGAACGAACAGGUUUUUCACGAGCAUAUUAAAAAGCAUAACACUAAACACUGAUCGAACAAAGCGCGAAACAAGUGAUGGGACGCGCGAACAUCCCCCUUUUUUUAAAAAAAAAAUACACACCAUUAUCGAAACUAACUAAAACACAUUAAAGGAAUAGAACCGUGAAGGAAGAAAAUUUAACGGAAGAAAGCUACAAACUGAUAAAACAUAGUUCAACUAGCAUGUAAGCAUUAUGGCUGUAGGGGUUUACCUUCAUGUUGUGUUAUACAUUUCUUCGAUACAUUGGAUUCGGGGCCGGGCGAAGAUGGC